Messenger RNA from Tribolium madens (black flour beetle), 885 nucleotides. RefSeq names its product TLC domain-containing protein 5-like. Bases 79 to 822 code for a protein of 247 amino acids. The record is from RefSeq and is a predicted model, not a curated record. Gene Ontology annotation, cellular component: membrane. The transcript has a single exon. NCBI's taxonomy places the organism in Eukaryota, Metazoa, Arthropoda, Insecta, Coleoptera, Tenebrionidae.
UUGACAUAAUCUUUGACAAUUUUGUUUUGUUAGUUUUGACAAAAAUGUCACUAAAAUUCUUCGUAUCUUCUUCAAAAAAUGGUAAAUGACGAUGUCGCCGUACCGGAGGAAAGUGAUCUUUCCCUGAAAUAUAAUUCCUGGUACGCGAUCACUCUAAGUACCAUAAUCUGGGCGGCAAGCUACCAGCUUCUGAGAGCUGUAUUGGUGUCAAAAAACCGCGAAUAUUGCUGCCGGAUUUUGAGUUUUUUGCACGGAAUUAUCACCGCGUUUGUUGGGAUAAACCAGUGUUUUCUUAUCGAUACGCCAUUUGAGCACCCGGAAUGGCGGACGACCAACAGUCAACGCUUUUUGAUGGUAUGCAGUCUGGGGUAUUUUAUCCAUGAUUUGAUUUGGUGUCUUGUGUAUGAAAGAGACUCGAAACUGAUGAUUGCGCAUCACGUUUACAGUGUUUGUGCCUUGAGAAGAAUGUUGUAUAAGAACAACUCAGGGGCGCAAGCCACUUGUGCCUUGGGAAGCAUGGAAAUUUCGAAUCCGAUGUUGCAAAUUCGGUGGUUUCUCAGAAGCGAAGGAUAUUAUCCUUCGAAUUUGUUCACCUCAGUUGAGAUCACUUUUAUGAUUAUAUUUUUCCUUGUGAGGAUUGUCCUCGGGACGUACUUUUUGAUUGUUAUUGCGUUUCAACCGAAAAACGACUGGGAUUUUAGAAUUCUCGCCGUGACUAUUUACGCAAUGUCUUGGAUGUUUAUGAUAAAUAUCACCAAGUACUUCAUUAAUAAAUAUGGACUUGGGUACAAAGGAAAUGAUAUUCAACAUAAGGGAACCUGACUCUCGUUUUAUUUGUUCAUUUUUAUGUAUUAAAUAAAUUAUUUAAGUGGAAAACGUCUUUAA